Megalops cyprinoides (Indo-Pacific tarpon) is the source of this 3615-nucleotide messenger RNA. RefSeq names its product desmoglein-2-like. The transcript is spliced from 15 exons. Gene Ontology annotation, biological process: homophilic cell-cell adhesion. Gene Ontology annotation, molecular function: calcium ion binding. Gene Ontology annotation, cellular component: desmosome; plasma membrane. The record is from RefSeq and is a predicted model, not a curated record. The coding region runs from base 133 to 3456 and encodes 1107 amino acids. Lineage: Eukaryota; Metazoa; Chordata; Actinopteri; Elopiformes; Megalopidae.
CAGUAACUAAGCCCCCCGGACGGUCGCUGCGCCUUGUGUUUUAAUUAGUAAGGCAUAUCAACGAUACAUAAAGAGCGGAUCGCGUUUUUCAUUCGGGUAGGAGACUACCGAAGUCUACCCAGUACGCGCACAAUGGAUCGAACUCUUUCAGCAAGUGUUUUCUUACUUCUGCUACACUUGUUAACGGUUUCUGCGGUCAAGGUGGAUGCUGGGGAACUUAAAACGUUAAGGAGGCAAAAGAGGGAAUGGAUAUUACCUCCACAGAGACUGCAAGAAAAUGUUGAUUACACAGGCAAAGACUUCAUCGCUAAAAUUCGAUCUGAUGAGGAAGUCAGGACUUCGAUCGUGUACUCUCUGACUGGAAAAGGGGCAGAUGAACCACCUGUUGGUGUGUUUACUGUCGAUCCCCAAAAUGGCAAAGUCCGAGUUACAAGAAUUCUGGACAGAGAGGAAAUCCCAUUCUACCAUCUGAAAGGUGUGGCAAUGUUCAGGAAUAAUACCCGUGCUGAGAAGGACAUUGACCUUCGCAUUAUUGUGGUGGAUCAAAAUGACAAUGAUCCGGUAUUUUCUUUUGGGCAACAAGGAGAGGUCAAUGAAUCGAGUCAAGCAGCCACUUUGGUGAUGACUGUAACUGCCACAGACGCUGAUGACCCACAAACUCCAAAUGCACAGAUUGCUUACAGUAUCGUAGGGCAGGAGCCAGGUGGACAAAAUAUGUUCUACAUUAACCAGGAAACCGGGCAAAUUUAUGUCCAAUCAAGCGCUCUGGACAGAGAAACCCAAAGUUCCUACACGUUGAUAAUUAAAGGCACAGACAUGAAUGGUGCUGCCGGAGGCAGAACCGGGACGGGAUCAGUUGUGAUCAACAUACUGGAUGUCAACGACAACUAUCCUACUCUGGAGAAAUCUCACUACGAAGGAAGCGUUGAGGAGAACACGGCCAAUGUGGAAAUUAUGCGGAUCAAAGCCCUGGAUGCUGACUUGAUGUAUACUGAAAACUGGCUGGCGUAUUUCUCGAUUAUUUCGGGAAACGAAGCAGGAUACUUCAGCAUCACAACUGAUGAAAAGACCAACGAGGGGAUUUUAGUACUGAACAAGGCUGUUGAUUAUGAAUUGCUGAAAGAGUUGGAUCUCGAAAUAGCGGUGAACAACAAGGCUCCCUACCACCCAAGCAUAUCUAAAACUGGCGCUGGCAAAACCUACCCCAUCAAGAUCAAAGUGAAGAACCAGCCCGAAGGCCCGAUGUUCAAGCCAAAGGUGAAGGCCUUCAGGGUUUCCGAGGACAGUAAGACGGUGGCUAUCCACAGUGUCAUCGGGAGAUACGCAGCCAUUGAUGGAGAUACGCUACAGAUCGCUGAAAACGUCAGGUAUUUAAAAGGCUAUGACCCUGACAACUGGUUGAUAAUUGAUGAAAAGACUGCAGAGAUAAAACUCAACAAACUACCUGACCGGGAGUCCACGUUCUUGACUAACGGAACAUACACUGCGAAAAUGGUUUGCAUUACAAAUGAUCUGCCAUCUAAAACUGCCACUGGAACUAUAGUCAUCCAAGUGGAGGACCUCAACGAUCACUGUCCCACACUCACCAGCACUUCCCAGAGCGCCUGCGCCUCGAACCCAGUCAUGUACGUCACUGCAGUGGACGAGGACGCCGCCCCCAACGGGGCUCCAUUUACCUUCACUGUUUUGCCUGAAGGCACAAAAGAGAAAUGGGCUGUGGAACCUCUAAACGACACCACUGCAAUCCUAAGAGCCCAUGACCACCUCUGGCCCGGCAGCUAUCGAGUGGCAGUUGAAAUAAAAGACCAGCAGGGGAAGGCGUGUCUCGACGAACAGGUGCUGGAUGUGAUGGUCUGCACCUGUGAAGAUGGUGAGGGCGUGGUAGCGUGCGGAAACAGAGAAACGCCCUCAGCCGUCUUUGGAGCCCCAGGGCUGGGCCUGCUGCUGCUGGGUCUACUGCUGCUACUGUUGGUGCCCCUCCUGUUGCUGUUCUGUACCUGUGGAGGUGCUGGUGCUGGAGCUUUUAAAAGCAUGCCUUUCGAUACAAAAGAACAUCUAAUCGCAUAUCACACGGAAGGACAGGGGGAAGACAAAGAAGUACCACUUCUGAAAAUGCCAGAGGAGGUGGAUGGCGCCCGUGAUUUUAUUAAAAUGGGACAUGUAGGCGCGCUUGGGGCAGAGGCGGGUUAUGGAGGGGCAGGAAUGGCAGGAAUAGCAGGGGCAGGGGCAGGCUUCACGUCCUCUCUGAGCCACUCCGAGCGAGGAAUGUGGGCGGGUUACGGCGGACGGGUCGGGGGGGAGGGAAGAGAAGCUUCCGCCUACUCACGAUUCGAAGUCAGAGGGGCCUGCGAUGGAAUUGCUCUCCCGGGUGCGUUUUUGGAAGAAUACUACUCGCAGAAAGCAAGUGCUACAGAACAGUUCUAUCCCCACAAGGACGGCUUGCUGAUUUACAACUACGAGGGUCAAGAGUCUCCCGUGGGAUCGGUAGGGUGCUGCAGCCUCCUCGAAGAAGACAACGACCUGGAGUUCCUGAACGACUUGGGCCCCAAGUUCAAAACCCUGGCUGAGAUCUGCAGGGGGUCGAUGGUAGAAUCUGAGGUUACCCCAGCUCCCCCGGUGCCCAAGGUGGACGUCGGCGCUGUGUCGAUGACCCGCACCGAGGUCAGCACGGGAAGCACGCUGGCCGCCAGCAAGGUCGACUCCACGGCCAGCGUGGCUCCCUCGGCCCACAUGCAGGAGAGCGUUGUGACGGAGAGAAGCUACACUGCCACCUCUGUGCCCGGCGUACACUUCAGUGAGAACGUGGUGGUCCCGAAUCAAACGUACCUGAUUCAGCCGCAGCCUGUGUACCUCGCCACUGUGCCAGUCCUGCAGGCUCAACACACUGUGCUGGUGUCUGAGAGGCCCAGCCUGCAGGGCUUGUAUGUGGUGAGUGAUGUCCCUCGCCCGGAGGGCGUGGUCAUCAAGGAGGAGAGGGUGGCGGCCGGCCCCAUGGUGCACAGCGGCGUGAACGUGGGGGAGAACGUGGUGCUGGUGGAGCGGAAGAUGGGAUCAGCCCACGUGGUGCGAGAGGGGGAGGCCGGGCUGAACCAAGGCCUUCUGCAAGUGGGGAGUCUGCCCAGGUCUCAGAACGUGCUGGUCGUGGAGAGGCAGGUGAUUAAGGAAGGCCAGUCAGGGCCUGCACACGGGUCCCUCCAGAGAGGAAGCCUUUUGGGGUCACAGGACCUACUGAGUGCCUCUGUGGAGAAUGGGAGGGUGCUGCUGGCAGGCGCAGCGGGGUUAAGCGGAGAAUCAAGUGAAGAAAUCCGAGAGGAGAGCGUCUCUGCAGUCUCUGGCUUACAAAGUGAAGCAGCUGUGCUCCAAGUGGCAGCACCACCUGGUGGCCACAAUGUGGUUGUGCAAGAGAAGACGAUGUUUGUCUCUGAGAGGAGCAUGCAAGAGGUAACAACUGGGUAAAAGUUGCCCCCCACCAACUGCUUGUUUUUGGACAUUUUUAGUUGAGCCCCAAAAUGAGAGUUGCACCAUUCAGUCCAAAAGGAACACAUGACAAUCACAAUCACUCCACAGUCUUGAAGACUUAUUUUUUAGAGUACGUAUUCUGGCUAACUGGCUAAC